Rotaria socialis is the source of this 678-nucleotide messenger RNA. The record is from the annotation of a GenBank genome assembly. NCBI's taxonomy places the organism in Eukaryota, Metazoa, Rotifera, Eurotatoria, Philodinida, Philodinidae.
AUGAAUAAUCUUGAUGUUCUUGCUGAAUUAGCAUCCAAUCAAAAACCUAUUAAGCAAGAAUCUGAUUCAUUAAAUGCUUCAUUUAUUCUGAAAACAACGCAAAAAGGUAAACCAUGUAUUAUACUUGAUGGUCAUCGUUAUAAACAUCGACGUGAUAAUCUCGAUGGUUCCAUGUCUUGGACAUGUACACACGAACUAUGCAGUGCUAGUGUAAGAACUUAUGGUGAUCGUGUUGUACGUCGUAAUGAUGGUCAUUUACAUGCUCGAACAUUACUUGUUGAUCCUCAACAAGAAUUUUUAUCACGCUUAAAAAAACGUGCUGCUGAAGAUACAGUUACCAUUCCAAAAAUUUAUGAUGAAGAAUUAAUGCGAUCAAUAAAUGAACAUUCAACAGAAAUACGCGAACAUUUGCCAUCAUUUGCAUCAGUUAAAUCAACAUUAUAUCGUCAUCGGCAAAGAAAUCAAAAAUUUAAAGUGUCGAAUACAGAUUGUAAAUCAUCUGAAUGGAAUUCAUUACCGCCGAAAAAACGUCCAUUACCGAUCGAUAUUGAUAAUGAAGAUGAAAAACGAAAGAAACUAUCUUCAUCAACAUAUCCAUAUAAUUUAUUCUUAGCACAAAACUAUAUGUUCAUGUAUGCUUAUGCAUCAGUACUAUCUAGUCUUCAACAACAAAUGUGA